AUGCCCCCAAGGCCACACGUCGUCCUAACCCCGACGUCCGACGACGAGUCGGCGUCGUCCCCCUCCCCCUCCCCCUCCGCCGGGGCUCGCUCGCCCCCAACCCCGCCGACGACGCGCGACCGCAAGCGCCUGCUGCCCCCGCCAACACUCACCCUCCUCCCGGGCGACAGCGAGCACGACACCCCGCGCAUAGCCAACACGCUCGCCGGCGCGCGCCGCAACCCGCGCUUCGCGCUCACCGCGCUCGGCGACGCGCUGCGCCAGCUCGAGGCGGCCAAGCGGCACUUGGCGACGUACCGCCGCCACCGGGGGGAGCUGGAGCGCGAGGUCGCCAGGCUGGAGGGGGAGAAUGGGGUGCUGAGGGCGCGUGUGGCUAGGCUUGAUGCUAUCGAGCGGAUUGUUGGAGGCCACAAGAAGGAGGCAGACAUGGCUGGCAAGUCUGCCACUGGGGGCGACGACGACCCCGCGCGCAAGAAGCGCCGCCGCGCGUCCAAGUAA
This is a messenger RNA of Vanrija pseudolonga, 498 nucleotides long. RefSeq lists its product as uncharacterized. Lineage: Eukaryota; Fungi; Basidiomycota; Tremellomycetes; Trichosporonales; Trichosporonaceae. The record is from RefSeq and is a predicted model, not a curated record. The transcript has 2 exons. Bases 1 to 498 code for a protein of 165 amino acids.